Messenger RNA from Acanthosepion pharaonis, 702 nucleotides. The record is from the annotation of a GenBank genome assembly. Lineage: Eukaryota; Metazoa; Mollusca; Cephalopoda; Sepiida; Sepiidae.
AUGCAAGUCGUGAUGCUUUUUUUUUCUUUCUCUCUCUGUCCUUUUCUUUCUUUUUCAAUUUAUUUUUUUCUUUCUCUCUCUUUCUCUUUCUAUCUUUCUCAUUUCUCUCUUUUCAUCUUUCCCUAUCUUCUCUCUUCAUUUUUCUCUUUAUAUUUUCUCUCUCUCUCUGUCCUUAUUCUUUCUCUUUCUCUCUCUCUAUCUCUUUUAUUUUCUGAAAUUUUCUCUCUGGGAUCCUUUUCUUUUCUCUCUCUCUCUGUAUCUAUUUCUCUUUUCUCUCUCUCUUUCUCUUUCUCUCUAUUUCUCUCUCUCUCUCUUUUUUUAUCUCUUUCUCUUUCUCUCUCUGAUUUUCUUUUUCUCUCUCUUUCAUCUCAAAUGAUCCAAAUCUUUCUCUCUCUUUCCUUUUUUUUCUUUCUCUCUUCUUUUUUAUCUUUUCUCUCUCUCUCUUCUCUUUUCUUUUCUUUUUUUCUCUUUCUCUCUUUUUCUUUCUCUCUCUCUCUCUCUUUUCUUUCUCUCUCUCUGAAAUCCUUAUUUUCUUCUCUCUCUCUCUCUUUCUUUCUUUUUCUCUCAUUUUUCUUUCUCUCUCUUCUUUUUUCUCUUCUUUUUUUCUCUCUUUCUUUUUUUCUCCUCUGUUUUUUCUCUUUUUUUUUUUUCUCUCUUUUUUCUUUUUUCUCAUUUUUUUCUCUCUUUCUCUCUCUCUCAUAA